AGCAGCGUGAGCCGCUUUCACGUGAGUGCAGUUCCAGCGUGCUGCCCCGAGUACCCCGGCUCCUCUCCUGGCUGAAGCCCCUUGAGCCCCCGCCUCAAGCCCCAUCCGGGAACCCAAGCCAUCUUUUCAGGAAGGACACUUGCAAGAUGGCCCCGGUCCUUCACUUUUAUGUCCGUCCCUCUGGGCACGAGGGAGCUGCCUCUAAGCAUCUUCGGAAACUGCAAGAGAAGCUGCCAAAGCUACAGAGUAUGGAGACUGAGCUGUGCUAUAACGUGGAUUGGACAGCUGAGACCCUCCCAAGUGCUGAGGACAUGAAGAAGCUGAUGUGGCUCUUUGGCUGCCCCUUGGUGCAGGGUGAUGUUGCUCAGAAGUCUUGGCUCCUUCCUGGCUCCAGUGACCUGCUACUGGAGGUUGGGCCCAGGCUGAACUUCUCCACCCCAGCAUCCACCAACAUCGUUUCCGUGUGCCAGGCUGCUGGUCUGAAGGCUGUGGAUCGAGUGGAGACUACCCGGCGGUACCGGCUCUCGUUUACCCACCAUCCUUCGGCUGAGAUGGAGACCAUUGCUCUGGCUGUUCUGCAUGACCGGAUGACAGAGCAGCACUUCCCUUACCCUAUCAAGAACUUCUCCCCUCAGAGCAUCCCAGCUCCCCUCAGUGGCACCAUCAAUGUCCUAGCUGAGGGUCGAUCUGCCCUGGAGAAGGCCAACCAUGAGCUAGGUCUGGCUCUAGAUUCCUGGGAUCUGGACUUCUACACCAAGCGCUUCCAGGAGCUGCAGCGGAACCCCAGCACUGUGGAGGCCUUUGACUUGGCUCAGUCUAAUAGCGAGCACAGCCGACACUGGUUCUUCAAGGGCCAGCUCCAUGUGGACGGGAAGAAGCUGACUCAAUCUCUGUUUGAGUCCAUCAUGAGCACCCAGGCGUCCUCAAACCCUAAUAAUGUCCUCAAGUUCUGCGACAACAGCAGUGCAAUCCAGGGGAAGGAAGUCCGAUUCCUACGGCCUGAGGACCCUGCACGACCAAGCUGCUUCCGGCAACAGCAGGGGCUGAGACAUGUUGUCUUCACUGCAGAGACACACAACUUCCCCACUGGAGUGGCCCCUUUCAGCGGUGCGACUACAGGCACAGGAGGUCGCAUCAGAGACGUCCAGUGCACAGGCCGCGGAGCCCAUGUGGUGGCUGGCACUGCCGGCUACUGCUUUGGAAAUCUGCUCAUCCCAGGUUACAGUCUGCCCUGGGAAGAUCCAAGCUUCCAGUACCCUGGGAACUUUGCCCUGCCCCUGGAGGUAGCCAUUGAGGCCAGUAAUGGAGCAUCUGACUAUGGCAACAAGUUUGGAGAACCAGUACUGGCGGGAUUUGCCCGAUCCUUGGGUAUCAAGCUCCCAGAUGGCCAAAGGCGUGAGUGGAUCAAGCCCAUCAUGUUUAGUGGGGGCAUUGGAUCCAUGGAAGCCAAGCAUGUGGGCAAGGAGCCCCCAGAGCCAGGCAUGGAGGUUGUAAAGGUUGGGGGUCCUGUCUACAGAAUUGGAGUUGGGGGUGGAGCUGCUUCGUCAGUGCAGGUGCAGGGAGACAACACCAGUGACUUAGACUUUGGGGCUGUGCAACGGGGAGAUCCAGAGAUGGAGCAGAAGAUGAACCGUGUGAUCCGGGCUUGUGUGGAAGCCCCAGAAGGAAACCCCAUCUGCAGCCUCCAUGACCAGGGUGCAGGUGGCAAUGGCAAUGUCCUGAAGGAGCUGAGUGACCCAGCUGGAGCCAUCAUUUAUACCAGCCGCUUUCAGUUGGGUGACCCAACCCUGAAUGCCCUAGAAAUCUGGGGGGCUGAGUACCAGGAGUCAAAUGCACUUCUGCUGAGGCCCCCCCACCGAGACUUCCUGAGUCGUGUCAGUGCCCGGGAACGCUGCCCAGCUUGCUUUGUGGGCACUAUUACUGGAGACAAGAAGAUAGUGCUGGUGGAUGAUCGUGAGUGUGCUGUGGGAGAAAAUGGCCUGGGAGAUGUACCCCCAACCCCAGUGGACCUAGAGCUUGACUGGGUUCUGGGAAAGAUGCCUCAGAAGGAGUUCUUCCUCCAGAGGGAUCCCCCAGUGCUGAAGCCUCUAGCUUUGCCCCCAGGGCUGAGCGUGCGUCAGGCUCUGGAGCGGGUUCUAAGGCUUCCUGCUGUGGCCAGCAAGCGCUACCUCACCAACAAGGUGGACCGCUCUGUGAGUGGCCUCGUGGCCCAACAGCAGUGUGUUGGGCCUCUGCAGACUCCUUUGGCUGAUGUAGCUGUUGUGGCACUGAGUCACCAGGAACUUACAGGAGCUGCCACAGCCCUAGGAGAGCAGCCAGUUAAGAGCCUGCUGGAUCCUAAGGUUGCUGCCCGGCUGGCUGUGGCAGAAGCCCUUACCAACCUGGUAUUUGCUCUCGUCACUGAUCUCCGGGAUGUGAAAUGCAGUGGGAACUGGAUGUGGGCUGCCAAGCUCCCGGGGGAAGGUGCAGCUCUGGCUGAUGCCUGUGAGGCUAUGGUGGCAGUGAUGGCAGCCCUGGGUGUGGCAGUGGAUGGUGGCAAGGACUCCCUUAGCAUGGCUGCCCGGGUGGGCACUGAGACCGUGCGUGCUCCUGGGUCCCUGGUCAUUUCAGCCUAUGCUGUCUGUCCAGACAUCAUGGCCACUGUAACCCCAGACCUCAAACUUCCUGGUGGGAGAGGCUGUCUGAUCUAUGUGCCCCUGAGCCCUGGGCAGCACCGGUUGGGGGGCACAGCUCUGGCCCAGUGCUUCUCCCAGCUUGGGAAACAGCCUCCUGACCUGGACCAUCCUGAGAACUUGGUGCGUGCCUUCCACAUAACCCAGGGACUGCUAAAAGACCGACGUCUCUGCUCUGGCCACGAUGUCAGUGAUGGAGGCCUAGUUACCUGCCUGCUGGAGAUGGCCUUUGCUGGGAAUUGUGGGAUAGAGGUAGAUGUAUCUGCCCCCGGGACUGAUGCGCUGAGUGUUCUGUUUGCGGAGGAGCCAGGCCUAGUGCUGGAGGUGCAGGAGCCAGACCUGGCUGGAGUACUGCAGCGGUACCAGAGUGCUGGCCUGCACUGCCUGGAGCUGGGCCGCACAGGCGAGUCUGGGCCCCAUGCCAUGGUCCGGGUGUCAGUGAAUGGGACUGUGGUUGUGGAGGAGCCUGUUGGGCAGCUACGAGCUCUCUGGGAGGAGACGAGUUUCCAGCUCGAUCUGCUGCAGGCCGAGCCACACUGUGUGGCAGAGGAGGAACGGGGCCUGAGGGAACGGACAGGGCCCCGCUACUGCCUGCCACCUACCUUCCCCAUAGCCUCUGUGCCCUGUGAGCCUGGUGGUCCUACCCCCCGAGUGGCCAUCUUGCGAGAAGAGGGCAGUAAUGGGGACCGGGAGAUGGCUGAUGCCUUUCACCUGGCUGGAUUUGAGGUGUGGGAUGUGACCAUGCAGGACCUCUGCUCUGGAGCCAUUGGGCUGGACACAUUCCGUGGUGUGGCCUUUGUGGGUGGCUUCAGCUAUGCAGAUGUCCUGGGCUCUGCCAAAGGGUGGGCAGCUUCUGUGGCCUUUAAUCCACAGGCCAGGGAUGAACUGAUGCGCUUCAGGAAGCGGCCCGACACCUUCAGCUUGGGUGUGUGUAAUGGCUGUCAACUACUGGCUCUGUUGGGCUGGGUGGGAGGCAGCCCCAGUGAAGGAGCAGAAAAGGCUGGCCAUGACUCCCAACCAACCCAGCCAGGCCUCCUGCUCCGCCACAAUUUGUCUGGACGAUUUGAAUCUCGCUGGGCCAGUGUGCAUGUGGGGCCUGGGCCAGCUAUAAUGCUUCGUGGAAUGGAGGGUGCUGUGCUGCCUGUGUGGAGCGCCCAUGGAGAAGGUUACAUGGCAUUUUCUUCUCCGGAGCUCCAAGCCCAGAUUGAAGCCAAGGGUUUGGCUCCCCUGCAUUGGGCAGAUGAUGAUGGGAACCCCACAGAGCAGUACCCUCUGAACCCCAAUGGGUCUCCAGGGGGUGUAGCUGGCAUUUGCUCCCAGGAUGGCCGCCACCUGGCUCUUAUGCCACACCCUGAGCGGGCAGUGAGACCUUGGCAAUGGGCAUGGAGACCAGCUCCCUUUGAUGCUCUUGCCACCUCCCCUUGGCUGCAGCUCUUCAUCAAUGCCUGGCACUGGACCCAGGAGGUAGGCUGCUGAAUAGACCACAAGGAUACCCUGGCCCAUAGCUCAUCCUUUUGAAUGUCUACUGCCCUCUCUCCUGUUGCCUUCAGAAGCCUCCCACAUGAUUUCUAGAAGCAUCUUGGAUAAACAAGAACCAAAAUGCUGGAA
Messenger RNA from Jaculus jaculus (lesser Egyptian jerboa), 4280 nucleotides. RefSeq names its product phosphoribosylformylglycinamidine synthase (gene Pfas). Gene Ontology annotation, biological process: 'de novo' IMP biosynthetic process. The record is from RefSeq and is a predicted model, not a curated record. The transcript has 28 exons. Gene Ontology annotation, molecular function: phosphoribosylformylglycinamidine synthase activity. NCBI's taxonomy places the organism in Eukaryota, Metazoa, Chordata, Mammalia, Rodentia, Dipodidae. Bases 147 to 4148 code for a protein of 1333 amino acids.